Molecule: messenger RNA, 5222 nt
Organism: Hordeum vulgare subsp. vulgare (domesticated barley)
Lineage: Eukaryota; Viridiplantae; Streptophyta; Magnoliopsida; Poales; Poaceae
Product: disease resistance protein RGA5-like
Exons: 6
Coding region: 162-4835 (1557 amino acids)
Cellular component (GO): nucleus
Molecular function (GO): protein binding; ADP binding
Source: RefSeq, a predicted model, not a curated record
GUGUCCAAUCAGAUUUCAGUAUUUAGAAGUAAUCAGCACUGGCAAGGUAACGCAGCACUGGCAAUCGACAAAGAGGCAUGGCGUCCGAGGAAUUUGUUACUAAAAUAAACACAGGGCAGCAGGCACGGCAGUAGAGGCGAUGCAUGUGACAAUGUAAGGAGAUGAAAAGUAGAGUAGGCACCACUAGCUUGUUCCCUUCUCAAUCAUCUGCUUCCGCUCUCCUCUCGCCACUACGCUCUACUUCGCCGAUGAGGCCGCCGGACGGCAGCUCUUCGUCGUCCGGGCCGCACGGCAAGCAUGAGCUGCAGCCGGAGGUGGUUCUCUACACGGCGUCUGCGUCGGCGUCGCGCCGCAGAGGGCAAACCUCGGCCGACCGCUGCUACGCCUUGCGCGCCCUGCUGCGUGGCUACGGCCUGACCAUGGACGAGCGCGACGUCUCCACCAGCAGAGCACACCACAGCGAGCUCAAGUCGUUGCUUGCGGCUCGGGGGUGCGCCUUCUCCCUGCCGCAGCUCCUCGUGGGUGGACGGCCCGUGGGCGGCCCUGACCAUGUGAGGAAGCUGCACCAGACCGGCGGGCUGCGGCACCUCCUCGACGCCGCCCCAAGGCCGUGCCGCGCCUUCGUGUGCCAAGCCUGUAAGAGGGUGGGAUCCGCGCCCUGCCCAAAGUGCAGCCAGGCCCGCAACAAGAUGCUGGAUCAUGGCGUUAUGGAGGAGGAGCAGGAGGAGGAGAGGGUCGUCCUUUUUUAUCCAACCCAAGAUGUUUCAAUGGAAGGCACACGUGGAGAGGUGGAGGCCCCCUUCAGUGUUUCACUGGGCGCCAUUGGACCCAUUCUUAACAAGCUCGACAUGAUGCUAGGUCCUCAAGGAUGCAAGCUGCCCAAGGGGCUCCAUGACAGAUUUCACCUGCUAAAAGAUAAUGUUGAAGAAAUAAGUGCAUACCUUGAAGAUCUGUUAGAGGUGGAGGACCCUCCCAUGGCGGUGAAGUGUUGGAUGAAAGAGGCACAAGAGUUAUCCUAUGACAUCCUUGAUUAUAUUGACAGCCGUGUAUCCCUUGAGCUUCUGGAAUGCAGAUCUGUCCGCAAGAUGGGUCUUAUUAAGAUUGCCAAGAAGCUCAAGUGGCAGAAACAAAUUGAGUAUGCAGCUCCUCAUGUGCCAGAACAUGUUAUCCCCAAAACCAUUUGUGUUGAUGUCAUUCGUGCUCCCAGGAGGCUCAAGUGGUACCAGCAGAUGAUUGAAAAGGUAUCAGAAUUCAGGAUCUAUGCCCUGGAGGCUAUUCAACGGUAUGAGAGGUACCAAGUCCUUUGUUGUAGUACCUCGACGGCAUGUAGAUUUUCUGCCAUUGGGCCUUUAAUGCCAAUGCCUCCACCGCCUUGUGAGAAAACUUGUUCUGGCCUAGUAAUUGAUGGUCGGAUGAGCAAGCUUAUCAACUCACAGCUGGCUAAUGAUGAGAAUGAGCAGCUCAAGGUGGUGUCUAUUCAUGGAUCUGGAUGUCUUGGUAAAACAAUGCUUGCCAAAGUGUUGUAUAAUAAAAUUGGGAGAAAAUUCGAUUGCCGAGCUUUCAUCCAGGUGUCCAAAAAGCCUGAUAUAAAGAAGCUUUUGAAUGACAUGCUAUCACAAAUCCAUAGGAAGCAGCCCCAAGCAAGCCAAAAGGCUUCUGAUGAACUUCGCAUAACUGCUGACAAUAUCAGGAAUUAUCUACAUGGGAAGAGGUAUCUAAUUAUUGUUGAUGAUUUAUGGGAUACAUCGGCAUGGGACGUUAUUAAUCAGGUUUUCCCCAAGGGUAGUCAAGGUAGCAGAAUAAUAACAACUACACAGAUUGAAGAUGUUGCAUUAGCAUGUAGCUGCGAUCACCCAGAACAAGUUUUUGAGAUGAAACCUUUGGAUGAUGGUCACUCAAGGAAGCUAUUCUUUGGCAGGAUUUUUGGCUCUGAAAGUGACUGUCCUGAAGAAUUCAAACUAAUUUCGAGCCAACUUGUAGAAAUAUGUGCUGGAUUGCCACUAGCGACCAUCAGCAUAGCAAGUCUUUUAGCAAACCAGCCUUCUGUAUCAGUGGAUUUAUUGACACACAUACAUGAUUCAUUAGUGUCUUGUUUGUCAUCAAAUUCAACUUCAGAAAGAACGAGACAUGUACUGAACCUCAGCUACAACAACCUUCCUCAUUACCUCAAGACAUGCUUGCUCUAUUUUAGUAUGUAUCCAGUGGGAUCCAUAAUCUUCAAACUUGACCUGGCCAGGCAAUGGGUGGCCGAAGGGUUUAUUGCUGCAAGUGAAGGGCAAGACACAGAGGAAGUUGCAGGAAUGUAUUUCGAUGAACUUGUUGAUAGAAGAUUCAUCCAACCUGUGUCUAUCAACUUCAACAAUGAGGUGGUGUCCUGCACAGUUCAUGCCGUGGUGCAUGAUCUUAUUGUACACAAGUCUGCUGAAAAGAAUUUCCUUGUGGUAGUAGAUUGCAAUCGAAAAAAUUUGACGCUUUCUCAUAAGGUCCGUCGACUAUCUCUGCAACUUGGUGAUGCAAAAUGUGCCAAGAUACCAGCAAACAUCAGAAAGUCACAAGUACGGUCACUUGGAUUUUUUGGAUUGGCAGAGUGCAUGCCUUGUAUUGGAGAGUUCAAGCUUGUUCGUGUUCUCAACCUUCAGCUAUCCGGUCUUCGUCAUGGUAACAAAGACCUGUCCAUAGACCUCUCUAGAGUAUCAGAACUGUUCCAUCUGAGAUAUCUGAAGAUUGCUUGUGAUGUCUGCAUAAAACUUCCGAAGCGGAUGAGAGGGCUGCAGUGUUUGGAAACACUGGAUGUUAUGGAUACACCAAGAGGCACUUAUGUUCCAUGGGACAUUAUAUAUCUCCCACGCUUGUUGCACCUCAGUCUUCCUCCUCACACAAAUUUGCUGGAUUGGUCUGUCGGUGAUGAUAUGUGCCUUUGCAAGCCGAACCACCUGCAGGAUCUUUGCAUUUCGACACCGCCUUCUUCAGAUCCCGACCAACCGCAGAGAAGCAUGUAUGCUCUGGAUUAUUUAAUGUAUGAACAUGACAGCCUGAAAACUGUAAAACUGGUGGCUCACGGAUCCUCGGUUAGCUAUGGUGACGCUUCAGAAGCAAGAGUUUUGUGGUUCUUGGAUAGACCUAUCCAUCAUCUCCAGAGACUCGAGGUCUCACCACACAGCCCCGUCGUAUUUUGCGACAUGCAUAGGUGGAAUAUCCAACUUGGCAACCUAUGCAUUCUGAAGAUUGCAGUGGCUGGACUGUCAGUAAAUGACGUUGAUGUUCUUAGUGGGUUUCCUGCCCUCACUGCCCUGUCAUUGUAUGUGGACAAGUCACCUAAUGUUAAGAUAAUCUUUGGCACGGCUGCUGGAUUCACAGCUCUCAAGUACUUGAAGCUGAGGUUCAUGAGUGGAAUAGCUUGGCUAAGAUUUGAGGCGGACGCAAUGCCUAAUCUCUGGAAGCUCAGGCUUGUUUUCGACGCCAUCCCCCAAAUGGACCAACGACUUGAACUUUAUUCUAAGCGUGACCAGUGGAAGCAAUAUCGACAUGGUAAUGCAUUAAUCAGCAUCGAGCAUAUGACGGGCCUUAGAGAGGUCUCCGCUAAAUUUGGGGGUGCGGCUGCUGAUCUGCAGUAUGUCUCGAGGAUCGGUAUAGUUAGCAAUCAUCAGAGCAAUCCUAUAGUCGAGGUGAAAUUAGUGGAUUCCGGUUCCCAUGUCGAUAAAAGGAUAUCAUCGAGGUCACCAGAGUCCUCUUCACGCCUGAAUCCUCCAGGUGUAGAGGAGCAGCAAGCUGUGGUGUCGUGGAGCAAUACCAUUGAUGUGAUAGGUCGGGAGCUCUUCAUCCGUUGCCUCCACCUUGUGCCCAGGCGGGACUACGGCGCCUCCAUCGCCUCCCUCAACCGUGAAUUCAAUUCGGUGGUUCGCAACGGGGACAUCUACCGCCUUCGUCGGAAGAAUGGGGUCGCAGAGCACUGGCUCUACCUCUGCUGCGGUAAUAAUAAUAAUCCUCCAGAGUGGGACGCUUAUGAUCCGUCCACUGGGCGCUGGAUCCACGUGCCCAAGAUGCCACCGUCUGGAUCCUACUUCUGGGAUUCCCUCGCUGUAGGAACCGAGCUGCUGCUGUUUGGGGAGACAGGUGUUGCCUUGAGAUAUAGCAUCCUUACCAAUUCAUGGACAGGGCUGCCUGAUGCUGAUGCGAUCAACACCCCGCGCUACUUGUUUGGGGCAGCGAGUGGUGGUGAGAAGGCGUACGUCGCGGGAGGCCUUGAUUCUUCUCGUACUAAUGCAUUGAGCUCUGCAGAGAUGUAUGACUCGGAGACACAUACUUGGACACCCCUUCCCAGCAUGAAUAGGGCCAGGUACGGAUGCUCUGGCGCCUUCAUGGACGGCAAGUUCUAUGUGAUCGGUGGUGUUAGCAGUACCAGUAGCCGCGAGCCGUUGACUUGCGGUGAGGAGUAUGACUUGAACCUGCGGUCAUGGAGAGUCAUCGACAACAUGUCUCAGGGGCUCAACGAGACAGUCGAUGGAGCUCCUCCGCUCAUUGCGGUUGUGAACAACGAGCUUUAUGGUGCUGAUUACAGUGAGAAUAAUGAUUUGAAGCAGUAUGAUAAGCUGGACAACAAGUGGAUCACUCUUGGGAAAUUGCCUGUACAGUCGAAGAACAAAGAUGCCUUUGACAUGGGUUUCCGAGCGUGUGGUGACCGGCUGAUUGUUAUUGGGCGUCCAAACAAUUCUACUGAUGAAAAGGUGGUUGAGCUUCAUUCAUGGAUCCCGGAUGGGCAACCGCCUGUGUGGAAUUUCGUUGCCACAAGGCCAUACCGGGGCAACGGGAUUCUGUGCGCCGCGAUGGGUUGCUGAGUUGGUCAACUAAAUAAACCUUGGAUACACGCAAGAUAUGAUGCUGGCUGUGCCUCAUUCUGAAUUUCUGAAUUUCCUGGGAGCGCUCCGCUGAUGAUACAAAAAAGACAAGACAUGAAUGAGUUCCGGAGAAAGUGGCUUCAGAAACAUCAAGAGUUUUAGUCACUAGCUGUUAUUUCCAGUUGCAAUUUGUGUUCCAAUAAUGUUUUAACGCUUCCUACGGGCGUUUUGAUGAUCUUGAUCUCCAUCAUCCAACUUUAUCUUUACAGUACAACAGAACUCUCAGUUACUUUUCGAACAUCGAAUGCAGUCUCUAGCUUUCCCUCUAUUUUUGUUCAAGAUUUUUCGAACUCGGAAUAAAAAACAAUCUGGACUCUUCGUUAUUCA